GCAUCAUCGUCUCUCCAGCUUGCUCACCAAACAUCUCUGUAUUCAAACAAUCACAAAUGGCUUCCAAAAUGCGCGCUAUUCUUAUUAAAAAUGGUGCAGGAACUGCCGAUGAUCUGUACAUCGGUGAAUGCGACAAGCCUAUACCCAAGGAAGGAGAAGUGUUGGUGAAAGUCAAGGCUGCAGGCAUCAAUCGCAUGGACGUCAUCCAACGAGGAGGCGGUUAUCCUUUGCCACCCCAAGCUAGCAAGGACAUCCUUGGCGUUGAAUUCGCUGGCAUUGUUGAAGAACUUGGCGGCCAGGUAACUGCCUACAAAGUUGGCGAUGAGAUAUUCGGUCUGCUAUACGGAGGUGCCUACGCCGAGUAUGUUACCGUUGCGUGCAACACACUCAUGCAUAAGCCGUCAAGCCUGAGCUUCGUUGAAGCAGCGGGUGUGCCAGAGGCAUGGUUUACCGCAUUCCAGGCACUUGUUCUUGUCGGCGGCCUCACAAAGGGAGAAUCGGUACUUAUCCAUGCUGGCGCAUCCGGUGUUGGUAUCGCUGCCAAUCAGAUCGCUCGUUUCCUGGGGGCAAAAGAAGUUUUCACAACAGCUGGAGACGACAACAAUAUCAAGUUCCUCCUGUCUAUGAAGGAAGCCCCAACUUGCGGCAUUAACUAUAAGAAGCAAGACUUUGCCGAAGUGAUUGACAAAGAGACGAAUGGGGAAGGCGUGGAUCUGAUCAUCGACUUCGUUGGCAAGGACUACUUUGCAAGGAACAUAAAGGUACUGAAAAGGGAUGGUCGACUAGUACUGCUUGCUAUGCUUAGUGGUAGCACUGUUCCUCAAGUAGACCUGGGUCCGGUCUUGUACAAACGUAUUCGCAUUCAAGGUACCACACUACGAUCUCGUUCUCCUGAGUACCAAGGGAACUUAGCAAGACGUUUCGAGGCGGAAUUGCUCCCUUUUCUGAAAGGGGACCAGCACGAAGAUGGCCCCAUGAAUGCGCAUAUAUAUGAAACAUAUCCUUGGGAGAAGGUAGCGGGUGCUCACAAGGAAAUGGAAGCGAACAGAAACCGUGGCAAGAUGGUCCUUCUCAUUGAGUAA
Dacryopinax primogenitus is the source of this 1082-nucleotide messenger RNA. RefSeq names its product quinone oxidoreductase. The coding region runs from base 57 to 1082 and encodes 341 amino acids. The record is from RefSeq and is a predicted model, not a curated record. Gene Ontology annotation, molecular function: oxidoreductase activity. Lineage: Eukaryota; Fungi; Basidiomycota; Dacrymycetes; Dacrymycetales; Dacrymycetaceae. The transcript has 7 exons.